AUGGUUGUCCGUCGUACGGCGGCGGCCCCGGAGCCCGCGCUGGCGUCAAACGCAGCAAGGCGAAACGGCGGAGGCUCCAAAUCCAACCAGCAAGCCUACUGCCCGGCGACGGCGAGCAACCUGGGUACAAAUGCUGCAGCUAAGCGUGUCUCGCCGACUGGCGCUGCGGCUGCACCCUUGACGACCGCUAAGCCGCCGACUGCACCGCCGAAGCCCGUCGGUUCGUCGGGCGCUUGCAAGCGCAAAGCAGAGGCCCCCGCGGUUUUCGACGAGGCGAGGCUGGCAAGGGCCAGGAUAAGGCUUCACGAGGGGUACAAGGAGGCCUCCGCAGUCAAGGAGAAGAGGAAGGUCAAGGAGGUCAAGGUCAUUGCCGCAGCGGGGAAGGCGAGGCAGCGUCCUGCUCACAAUGUAAGGUGCACGGCUGCCCACCGGGCAGGGACAGGGAAGCAAGCUCCGGUGCCUUGUCCGCCCAGGAUGCCCAGGGCUUUUUGA
This is a messenger RNA of Miscanthus lutarioriparius, 492 nucleotides long. The record is from the annotation of a GenBank genome assembly. NCBI's taxonomy places the organism in Eukaryota, Viridiplantae, Streptophyta, Magnoliopsida, Poales, Poaceae.